Molecule: messenger RNA, 3822 nt
Organism: Symbiodinium sp. CCMP2456
Lineage: Eukaryota; Dinophyceae; Suessiales; Symbiodiniaceae
Source: the annotation of a GenBank genome assembly
AUGGGUCACGGAGGAAACAACAUCAUCCCCAAUGUGCAUUUUCGCAAGAUCAACGGAUGCCAAUCCGGACGCAAGAACCGUGUGUUCAUGCGCACCUGGUUGGACCAGGCCGGUCGCAAGAAGCGUCGAUCCAACGCGCGCAAGGCCAAGGCAGCCAAGGUGUUCCCGCGGCCGGCUGCCGGCUUGCUGCGGCCGGUUGUGCACCCUCCAACACAGCGUUACAACAUGAAGCUUCGCCUUGGCAAGGGCUUCACCCUUGACGAGCUCAAAGAGGCGAAGAUCCCAAAGAAGUACGCAAAGACCAUUGGCAUUGCCAUUGACCACCGCCGCAGAAAUCGCUGCACGGAGAGCCUCCAGGCCAACGUAGAGCGCCUGAAGCUUUACAUGUCCAAGCUCCUCCUCUUCCCAAAGAAGGCAGGUGCCAAGAAGGUGCGAAAGGGCGACACGCCCCGCUCGGAGCUUCAGAAUGUGGCCCAGAACACGCUCAAGGAGAUCAUCCCUGUGCCCAAGCCGGAGAAGCGCACCCGUGCCCGUGCCAUCACUGCCGAGGAGAAGGAGGCGUCGGCUUACAAGCAGCUCAAGAAGGCACGCACCAACAAGCACUACCUGGGCGAGCGCAUGAAGAAGGCCAAGGAUGCGGCUGCCAAGGCCGGGACCGGAGCCGGCUACGACCUCUCUGUUACCACCUUUUCCCCCGACGGCCGAGUCUUCCAGGUGGAGUAUGCCGGGAAGGCUGUGGAGAACAGCGGGACAACGCUUGCGAUUUGCUGCAAGGACGGUGUGGUGUUCGCAGCAGAGAAGUUCUUGCAAUAUCAGAACGCGCAGCGAGCUCAGUGUGGAAAUCUUCUCCUUGGCUGUACUGUGAGGAAGUUCCACCAGAGCUUUUGGCUGAACGAGCGGUCCUCGGAAAGGUACUGGUCCGUGCGUCCGUUCGGCUGUGCGGUUCUGCUCGGCUGCGUGGAUGAGGAGACCAAAAAGCCCGACUUAUUCUGCAUUGAGCCCAACGGCAUGGUCUACAAGUACACAGCCACGGCAGAGGGCAAGGGCAAGCAGGCGGCCAAGACAGAGAUCGAGAAGGUUUUGGCGAACAAUCCAGAGCUCACCUGUGAACAAGCCCUCGUCCACGUUGCAAAGAUCAUUCACAAGGUGCACGAUGAAAAGGACAAGGAUUUCGAGCUGGAGAUCUCGUGGAUCUGUCCGGCAUCGAAUUACCAGUUCUCUGCGGUGCCAGCAGAGCAGCGGAAGGCGGCCGAGGCCGAGGCCAAGCGAACCAUCGACGCAGAGCAGGAGACGCUGCGAAACAGUAGUGUCACCUGUAGCACCCGCGGAACGGAGACCAUGUCAUUCAACACAGCCAAGCUGUUCGUACUGCUUGGAGUCCUGGUCGGAUGCAGAGGGCAAUGGACAGCUGGUACAUAUGUGACGGCGGAUGAUAUCCGGAUGGCAGAGUUAGCGGAUGACAAAGCUGCCGUCGCAUGUGCUAUACGAGACUCCUUGGAGUUGGAGGAUCGGGACAAGGCACGCAUGCAGCUCGAGGAUGCAGCUGCCGGCAACAUCCUGCUGGAGCUCAUGACGGAAGCACAGAACAACGCGGAGCUCGUAGACAGCCUCGCAGCCGAGCUUCCUGGAAGACUCAUUGCAAUUGCUACUCCUCUUAUCAUGUUUUUUCUCAUCUUUGCCAUCUACAUCCUGGUUUGCUGCUGGACGGCAUGUCCAUGCUGCAAGUGCUGUCGCUGCUGCCGCGGGAAAAGGAACAUUCCCUUUAUUGUGAAGCUGCUCUUCUUGCUCGUGAUCGGAGGCGUAGUCUUGGCUCUGGUGAUCUUGUCCAGCUUGUCCACACGCGGCUACUCGAGGGCUGUGGAGGGGUUCGACGUGACAAACUGCGCUGCGGCACGAAUGGUGAAUGCCACCUUCCAGGGACAGAGUGAUCCUUACUUCUUGGGCUUGAUCCCUGUGCUGAACAUCUUCGACGAGCUCGAAGGCAGCCUGGCCGAGAACUCUCAAUUCAUCAACGACCUCCGAGCCAUUUUGCUAGACACCAAGGACAUCACCGAUUCCGUCACUGUUGCUACUGCCACGUUGGAUAUGCUCAGCGCGAUGUUGAGCGACUCUCGGAACACGUUGCCGACGGGCACACUUCAUGAGUGCGCGGCCUGCGGGCCUUUGGCCUCGACGCUCAGCGAUGUGAGCAGCGCUGUCUCUUCUGGCACUGCUGCUGCACUCAGCGCAGCGCGUGUUGAGGUGGACAACCAGCUCUCGGGAAGCAGCUUGACCAGCCUUCGGAGCUCCCUGAGCACCGCGACUGCUCCACUUGUCGAGCUGAAGACGACCAUUAAGUCAAGCUUCACUCCCUUCGUGGAGGACACUUUGAUGGAAACGCUGUCUGACCAGAUGAAUGCCAACGGGACAGUGGCCAGCGUGUUCAUGAUUGGUCUGGCCUUGGCUAUUGCAGCUUGCGCGAUUAUUGCCGUUCUGGUGUGGAUGUGCUGCGACACGCGUCGAAGCGAUGACAGUGGAGAACCGGUGAGCAGUCCGUGGACGUAUCGAUGCGCGUGCUGCACUUGGUGCUGCGGCUGCUACUACACCAUGUUGGCCUUCUUCCUGGGUGGUAUCCUGCUGAUUUUGGCCGUACCACUAUCCUCCAUGUGCCUGAUAAUGGAGGAUAUCAACAGCCAAAUGAUCACGGAUAUCUCUGGAGCAUUGGAGAUUGAGAUUGCUGGUCCUACCGGCGACAUGAUGGGAUCCAUGAUUGACCAGUGCAUUCAGAACUCCACUGCCAACCCCAGGCUCCUCGAUCUCAUUACGAUCGAAGAGAACGGCCAGCAAGUCACCAUGUACAACAAGCUGGUGGUGCAAACACAGGCGCAGAUCACGACCCAAUUUGAUCAGCUCGGGAACGCUCCCAGUUCGAGUCUUGCCAGUUCCACUGAGGUUACGAAGCUGACAAAUAUGCUGCGGGAUGUACCGUUGGAUGCAAUGAUGUUUCCUCAGCAGUCGAUUGCGACCGACCCCGACUACCAGCCCAUGGGGGCCUCAAAUCUGGCCCAAUACCUUGCCUCUUCCGCUGCAUGCGGCAGCUUCACGGUGCCAACUGGCUACUCCCUCCCACAAGAGGGUACCACGACGGACGGCAUUUCCAACUUUGCCAUGGCAGUCAGUUUGGAGGGCUGGGGGGGCAUCGCUGACUACAACCCGGUCACCUGUGCGAAGCAGGUCAACCUGUGCACAGGACUUACAGCUCCUGAUGCGCAGUACUGUGCGGCAACCGCCCGGUUCAUGGAUCUCAAGCAGGAUCUGAGGAGUCAGAACCUUUUCACAUGCCGACGCUUUAGACAGUCGGGUUCAGUUUGCGAUGUAUUCAACAUGGCUCAAUCCGGAAGCACUUGGACGAGUGAUUGCCUGGGUGCAGCCGAAGAAGAGUACAGCUGCGACAUCGACGACUUCGUCCGUCUGGUACAGGACUACGACGUCCGCCUGGCAAAGGUCUUUAACCGCCUGGACACGGCUACAACGGAUUCGUUCACCAAGAUCCAGACCAAUUUGAAGACCCUCCUGGACCAGUACUUCCUCAGCAAAAUCACAACCAUUGGAAAUGGCGUGACUUGUGGUUUCAUGGGAGAAACCUACAAGGGUGUCAUUGAUGGCAUGUGCUAUGGCGGCGUCUGGGGCGUGCAGGCCGUUUCAAGCUCCUACGCGGCUUGUGCAGUGGUGACCUUGUUGCUCGUGAUCAUCAUGUACGUUCUGUGGCGGCUGUCGCUGGACAACGUCGCUGCGGACCAGAAGUUGCACGGAGCUGAUGCAGUUGUUCCCAUUGCUGGCUGA